AUGAAUAGCAAAAUAACGAAAAACAUAGAAAACCAAAUAUUAGAAGCAUUAAAAGAUAAGGAGAAUGAAAUAGACUUAGAAUUAAGAAAAUAUGAAACACUGGAGAGAAAGGUAUAUGAUGAAAAGGAUGAAGAAUUAGAAUAUAUAAAAAAUAAAAGACUACAAGAAUUAAAAAGUAAACACAAUGAAAAUAUGAAUUUGUUAAGAAAAGGACAUGGAGUAUAUAAAGAAAUUUUAUCCGAAAAAGAAUUUUUUGAUAAUUGUAAAAAUUCUAAAAAUGUAUGUUGUCAUUUUUAUAGAAAUACAACAUGGAGGUGUGAAUAUUUAGACAGUAAAUUAAUUAGCUUAUCCAAAAAAUUUUUAAAUAUUAAUUUUAUUAAGAUAAAUGCUGAGAAAUCUCCUUUUUUAUGUGAGAAGUUAAAAAUUUGGUGUAUACCUACUUUAAUGUUAAUACAGAAUGGAAGGACUGAGCAUUCUAUAAUUGGUUUUGAUGAAUUAGGGGGAGAUAAUUUUCCUGAGCAAGCACUCAUUAAUGUUUUAAAAAAAUGGAAAUUAAUUGACACGAAGGAAGCAGAGGAAUAA
Plasmodium malariae is the source of this 582-nucleotide messenger RNA. It is a transcript of the gene PhLP1, whose product is annotated as phosducin-like protein, putative. Lineage: Eukaryota; Apicomplexa; Aconoidasida; Haemosporida; Plasmodiidae. The transcript has a single exon. The coding region runs from base 1 to 582 and encodes 193 amino acids. Gene Ontology annotation, cellular component: cytoplasm. The record is from RefSeq and is a predicted model, not a curated record. Gene Ontology annotation, biological process: microtubule cytoskeleton organization.